AUGGACUUUGCUGAAGGGCCAGAGCUCUCUGCUGUGGUGGCUGAGGAGGUCCCGCCUCUCGCGUUUCCUUCCAUCGGCUGCCUCCAGCUCCGCCGCAUUAUUGACAUUCCCUUUGCCUUCCCCUCCGCUGCUGGCCCUGCCAAGGAGUGGCAGCAGCAGCAGCAGCCCUACAGCGCUGCGAGGAGCGACGGCGACGAGCCAGCAGCAGCAGCAGCAGCAGCAGCAGCAGCAGCAGCAGCAGCAGGCGACGCGUUCAGCGCCUCGAAGGCCCCGCAGCCGCCGCCGCCGCCCCAAGAGCAAGGUGUUUCCUUGUUGUCUGGGCUGCUGCGGCGGCUGAGGAGGCAGCCGCAGCGAGAGCAGCAGCAGCAGCAGCAGCAGCAGCAGCAGCAGCAGCAGGGCAGUCUGGUUCAGCUGGAGCGGCUGGGCUUCGAGCUGCCCAUCUGCGGAGUGCCCGCAGCAGCACAAGUCUGCGGGCGCUGGGGCCUCGCUGGGCGGCUGCAGACAGAGAGGGGCAGCAGCAGCAUUUCUGUGGUUUCUUGGGAGGGCCGGCAGAUAUUCUUUUGGCUGCUGUGGCCCGGCUCUGCUGCUGCUGCUGCUGCUGCAGCAGGGGACGCGGCUCCUGCAGCAGCAGCAGCAGCAGCAGCAGCAGACGCAGCAGCUGCGCUGUUCGUGCUUACCGCAGAUGAGGAAGUGCUGUCCUGCAGUUUGGUGGAGCGCUUUUCAGUUUUGGCUGCCACCUACAAGACAACUCCGCCGCGGACUGAGCUGCUGCUGCUGCCCCCGCUGAAGGCCCCCGCUGCUGCUGGCAGCCGCAGCAGCAGCAGCAGCAGCAGCAGCAGCAGGAGGGCGCAGCUCACGCCGCAGCCGCUGCUGCCGCUGCGGCGGCUGCUGCUGCCCAGAGAAGAUGUCGUGCUGCAGUGGGUUGGGGACUGCCCCUGGGGCGUUUUGUUUCUUUGCUUCUGUUUGCAAACUAAGUACUGUGCCCUUUUGCUGCUGCACUCCGAGGCCAUCCUCGCGCAGCAGCAGCAGGCCCUCGAGCAGCAGCAGCAGCAGCAAGGCGGCUCCGGCGAGGACGACGCAGCAGCAGCAGCAGCAGCAGCAGCAGCGCUGCCGGCUGCUGCUGCGAAGCUGCCGGCCGGGGCCUUCUCUUCGGCGUGGCUGCCCGCAGUUCCCUUCCCGCCCGCUGCGGUGUCUGUACACCCCAGCCUGCCCGUUGCUGUUGUUGUGGGGUUUAGUGCAGCAGAAAAAACUGUUUGGACGAGUUGGGUGCCUUUGCAGGGAAUGGCUGGCGAGCUGGAGGCUGAGGGCGACAGCGAGGACUCCGACGCCGACGAAGCAGCAGCAGCAGCAGCGGGGGCUUGCUGCAGCAGCAGCAGCAGCAGCAGCAGCAGCAGCAGCGGCGAGCAGCAGCUCGAGUGGUCUCGCGGCCCCCAGCCAGUCGUCGCGGUGCUGCCCUCGCUGGACCUUCUGCGCUCCCUCGCAGCAAGACAGGCCCUGCAGGCCAUGGACGCGCAUCUGCUGCAGCAGCAGCAGCAGCAGCACCAGCAGCAGCAGCAGCAGCAGCAGGAUGCAAGCUUGGCGCCUUGGUCCAGCGCGGACUGCCCAGAGUCUUUCUACAGGCCUGUCUUUCUGAGGCCAAGUGAACUGAAAGAAGAAGCAGAAAGAUGGGUUGCUGCUGCAGAGGGGCAGACGCGGAUGCCCAGAGAGGCAGCAGCAGCAGCAGCAGCAGCAGCAGCAGCAGCAGCGGGAGCAGGCAACGCGAAAGCGACGGACCCGCAGCAGCAGCAGCGGCAACACGAGGCCGCAGCAGCAGCAAAAGAGAGACGAGAACUGCUGCUUGCGCAGCUGCAGUACAACCUUGGUAUGUCGCAGAAAGACGAAAAGAAGCAGCAGCAGCAGCAGCAGCAGCAGCAGCUGCAGCUGCAGCACGUUGCAAUCAGCUCUUGUGGUGGCAUUCUCGCAUUGUCUUUCUCCUCUGACGAGCUGCUGCUGCUUCGCGUGACCCACGAUGCACAACCAGCAAGCAGCAGCAGCAGCAGCAGCAGCAGCAGCAGCAGCAGCAGCAGCGGGCCUGCUUACUAUGAGCCACUGGCUUUCCUUCCUGCCCCUUUUCUGCGGCAUCUUCGGUCUCGCGCUGCCAAGAGCCCUUGGCAGCAGCAGCAGCAGCAGCACUCUGCUUCUGCUGCUGUGUCUCAGCAGCAGCAAAACAGCGAGGCGGCAGCACAGACCCGCAACCGCAGACAUCCUUUGGAACAGCAGCAGCAGCAGCAGCAGCAGCAGCAGCAGCAGCAGCAGGCGGACGAGGAGGAGCGAGCGUGGCUGGAGGAAGAGGUGGCGCUGCUGCAGCUGCAAAAGUCUUCUCCGGAUUUGCCUCUUUCAGCAGCAUUUUUUGCUGGAGAAGCAAAUGAGCUGCUGGUGCUGCUGUUCGGCCGCCGCGAGCCUCUUGACGCGCAGCAAGACCAAGAGCAGCAGCAGCAGCAGCAGCAGCAGCAGCAGCAAAGUGGCGCCGCAGCAGCUGCAGCAGCAGCUGACAGGGCGAGCCCGAGGGCUGCUGGCCCAGGAGGGCUGCUGUGUGUGGCCUUUGACUUGGACAGGAACAGUUUGCUGCUGUCACCGCAGCAGCAGGGGGAACCGGAGGCCUCGAAGCUCACGCUGGCCAGCAGCAGCAGCAGCAGCAGCAGCAGCAGCAGCAGCAGCAGCAGCAGCAGCAGCUUGUGGUGGGCAGCGUUUGACGGGUCAAAGGGGCCGCCCACGUUUCCCCUCGCUGUGCUGCACCCUUUGGAAGCAGCAAAGCCGCUGGCAGCAGCUGCUGCCAGCUCUCAGCAGCAAGAGGAGCAGACGCUGCUGCUGGUCACCGUUGAGGCCGCGGACCCCCACAGCAGCAGCAGCAGCAGCAGCAGCAGCAGCAGCAGCAAGAAGCAGCAGCAGCGGGAAAGGUUCCGCCUGUGUCUGUCUUCUUUGCUAUGCGCCGAUGUGGCCUGCUUUGCUGCUGCUGCUGCUGGCUGCGGGCGCUGGGGAGAAGCUGAGGCGCUGCUGCAGCAGUCGCUGUCUUUAGCGCGCCGCGCCCACGAGGACGCAGCAGCAGCAGCAGCAGCAGCAGCAGCAGCAGCAGCAGCAGCAGGGGGGUCGGACGUGGUGCUGCUGCGGUCGCAAGAAGAAGUAGAAAGGCUCGAGGAAGCUCUCGAGCAGCUGCAGCAGCAGAGGUGGCAGCAGCGAGGCAGGGACCCUGCUGCUGCUGCUGAGGAUUUCCAGGCUGCUGCUGCUGCUGCUGCUGCUGCUGCUGCUGAGCGGCUGCGGCGCUGCGAGGUCUUGCUGGCCCUCUCGGAGGCAGCAGGAAAGCUUCCUGGCCUUCAGAGCCUUCCAUGCGAAGCGCCUGUGGCAGCAGCAGCAGCAGCAGCAGGGUCGUUGUCUCGCGCCGAAGGGAACUGCCCACUGCCGCUGAAGCAGCAGCAGCAGCAGCAGCAACAGCGGCAACAAGAGCAGCAGGAAGCUCUCGAGGGCGAUGCAGCAAUCUCGAGGGAGGUCAACAUGCUGCUGCUGCAGCAGCUGCAGCAGGCUUUAGGCGUGCUUUUGAGGAGUCCGUCUGCUGCUGCUGCUGCUGGGGAAGUUUCUUUCGUGCUGCAGUUGGCCCGCAUUUUUGCUGCUCACGGCCAAACUCUUGCUGUGGAGCUGCUGCUGCAGCAGCACCCCCGGCUGCAGGCCUUCUGGCCCUCCGUCCUCAGCGCGCUGCCAGACUCUCUGCUGCCGCAUCAAAUGAUUCAUUUGCUGCCGCGCCUGCGGGACACUGCAGCGAGCAGCAGCAGCAGCAGCAGCAGCAGCAGCAGCAGCAGCAGCAGCAGCAGGUUCGAAGCGAGUGCUGCAGAAAUAGCUGCGUGGGCCUGCGAGCGCUGCUUGGUGAUAAUGAGGGGGCUGGGUUUGCUGCAGUUUUGUGCCUUGCCUCUUGCCACAGCUGUUCUGCUGCAGCUGCUGCAGCAGCCGCUCCCUGCUGCCUUCGCCGCAGCUGCUGCUGCUGCAAGGCAGCAGCAGCAACAGGCAAAGGACGCCCUCGCCCGGUCGCGGCUAGACCAGCAGCAACUGCAGCAGCUCCAGCACCAACAGCAGCUGCUUCUGGAACAGCAGAAGCAGCAGCAACAGCUGGCUGCUGCUGCUGCUGCUGGGGCCAGCCUUUCUGCCGCAGUGGUGGCGGCUGGGCACAGAACGCGAAUUUCUCACCCAGCAGCAGCAGCAGCAGCAGCAGCAGCAGCGCAGCCCACCAGCCCGUCGCCAGCAGCAGCAACAGCAGCUCCUCCCGCCCUCUCUGCAGCAGCAGUAGAGCCGGAAGCAAAUGGACCAGAGGCUCCUUGGGGUCUGAAUCACAACUUGCUGCGGGAACUGCAGCAGCAGCUGCAGCAGCAGCAGCAGCAGCAGCAAACUGUAAACGGGCUGCGAGUCAGGGAGGUCCGCCGCCUGCUUGCAGUGCACGGCCUGCUGCGUCAGUUCUUGCUGCUGGAGCUGCUGCAGCUGCGCUGCCGCGAGUUGCAGCAGCAGCAGGAGCUGCCUGCUGCUGUCAGCCCCUCCAUGAUCCUGCGGAGGCCAGCAGCAGCAAGACAAAGGCAGCAGCAGCAGCAGCAGAUGGUCGCACUGCUUGAGAAGGCUACAGAGGACUUCUUUAGCUUCGUGCGGCUGCCUGACAGCUGGCGACUGCUGCUGCUGCUGCUGCACCUCGUCGCUGCGCAGCAGCAACUUCAGGAGCCCGACACAGCAGCAGCACUAUCAGUAGCAGACACUGCCGCUGAGACUACCUACACGGACGGCAGCAGCAGCAGCAGCAGCAGCAGCAGCAGCAGAAGAACUACCGUGGCAGCCACAGCCGUCGCCGCUCUUGUGGAGCCAUUUGCUGCUCUCGAGUGCUUUACUUUCUUUUCGAAGGACCUGCCACCUGCUGCUGCUGCUGCUGCUACCUGUGUUUCCGCUUCCGCAGAAGCAGCAGCAGCAGCAGCAGCAGCACAUGAGAAGGAGGAGCUGGCGGCGCUGCUGGUUUCUCUGGAUUGCUGCUUCAGAGAGGGUUUGCUGCGGGAGUUGUGUCUGUGUCUCAUCGUGGCUGCAGCAGACCCAGUUGCUGCUGCAGCGGCUGUUCAGGUUUCACGCUGUUCUGCUGCUACUGCAGUGCAAGCAGCAGCAGCAGCAGCAGCAGCAGCAGCAAAUGUCAAGGCGGAGUUGCUUCGGGGCCCGCAGCCCAGCACCGAAGCAAGCGCCUUGCGGCUGCUGCCGUGGGCGCUGCUGCUGCUUGCUGCCAAGUGCAGCAGCACGCAGCUGCCUGCUGGCUCUCGCCUGCUGCCUAGCCCGCAGCUGCUGCUGCAGCUGACGCUUGCUGCAGCCUACAGGAAGAAUGCGGCUCUUCCUGCUGCUGCUGUGGGUGACUAUGUGAAGGAAAUCUUGCUUGAGGCGUUGGAGCAGCAGAAGCAGCAGCGGCAGCAGCAGCACGAGCUGCUGGAGGCCCCUUGGACGGCUUGCCUCCCAGAGGCGGCAGCAGCAGCAGCUGCAGCAGCAGCAGCAGCUGCUGCUGCAGCUGCUGCGGGCGUUUCUCUGCCGCCUAAGGAGCAGCUGCAGAGCGACGUGGCGCUGCUGCUGCACCGCAUCGAAGCUGCAGCAGCAGCGCAGCAGCUCGUGAAGGGCUGGGGCAAAGGCCCUGCAGCAGGAGCAACUUUGCUGGACUUGCAAGCAGCAGCUGUGAGCGAGGAAGCAGCGAAGCGGCUGCUGCUGCCGCUGCUGCAGCACGCGGUGUGGCAGCAGCAGCUCGCGUGCAGCAGCGACAGCAGCAGAGCCGCAGCAAAGUGGGACAAAGCUGCUGCCGAGUGGACUAGCCUGUUCUCUGCUGCAGUGUACGUACACCGCAAACUUGCUGUUGCGCUGCAGCUUUCUGCCUUCUUUCGCCUUCUUGCAGCUUUGCUGUCUUCGCUGCCGCCUCUGCAGACGGCAGACGCGCAGCAGCAGCAGCAGCACCCGCUGCUGCUGCUGCUGCCGCUCUGGAAGGAAGCUGCGCUGCUCUCUGGAGAUGCUGCCACCGCUGAGUUCGCCAGCAGCAGCUGCUGCUUGCUGCUGCAGACGGCGCAGCUGCUGAUGGACAAAGCAGCACACCGUGUGGGGCCCCACGUGGCUCUUGCUGCUGCUGCGCUGGAGCAGGCAGCAGCAGCUGCUGACGCGGCCUUGCUCGCUCUUCAAGAGCAGCAGCGACAGCAGCAGCAACAGCAGCACCAACAGCAGCAGCAGCGCCAGCUGCAGCACAUAAGGACGGAAAUCAAGAAUGAACUGGCGCUGCAUUCCGUUGCAGUUCUGCUGUACGAGAUUUUGCAGCUGCAGCAGCACCAACAAAGGGCUAACCUCUCGGCGCUGGGUGCGGCGUCUGCUGCUGCUGCCUCCGCUGCAGCAGCAGCAGCAGCAGCAGCAGAGGCAGCUAUCAGCCGCGCGAGAGGCGCUGCUCUCAAUGUGCUGCUGUCAAGCGGCGACAGCGACCGCGAAGACCAAGUCAGUGGGGAGUCAGACUGCGCGCUGCCUCACCCAGCAGCAGCAGCAGCAGCAGCAGCAGCGCAGCAAACAGCCCCAACAGCAGCAGCAGCAGCAGCAACGGCUGCGGCGGAAGCCGCUUCUGCCAUCCGGCAGCUGUCGCAGCCCGCCGUGCUGCGGCAGCAGCUGCGAACCCCACAGGGCAGGAAGCAGCUGCUUUCCACGCUGCUGCAGAAGCAGCCGCUGCUGGCGCUGCAGCAGCACGAAAAGAUGCAGCAGCUGGGAAAGCUGCUGGCUUUAGAGCCUCAAGAGCAGCAGCAGCUCAUAGACACUGCAAGGGGCCUUGCCUACAGUGCCCUUGGCGAGCGGCGAGAAGCAACCACUAUUGCUGCGACGCUGUUGGCUGCAGAGCUCAAACAAAGGACUGCAGCAGCAGCAGCAGCAGCAGCAGCAGCAGCGCGAGCUGCAGGUGGAAGAGAAGAUGGCAGGAAACGGGAAGGCCCUGGAGACAGAGACGACGCUGUCAACAAACGGCUGCGGGCGGCAGCAGACACACCAGGAGAGGCAGCAACAGAUGCUGCUGCCGAGAGGACAGCAGCAGCAGCAACAGCAGCAGCAGCAGCAGCAAGUGAACUGCAGGGGAGGACACAGCGGCCUCUGCUGGCUUCCUUAGGGGAAGCAGUCGCAACAGGUUUGGUGCAGCAGCAGGCCCCACGCCUCGCCAGCCGAAUACUUGCUGCUGCUGUCUGCAGUGCAGCAGCAGAGCAGUUGCCCCACCUCCUCCGCUCUGCUGCUGCUGCUCGAGCUGCGUGCGCUGCGGCUGCUGCUGCUGCUGAUGGCAGCACACAGCAGCAAAGCCAGAGGCAGCCAGCAGCAGGCUGGGAGCCUCAAACGGCAGCAGACUUGCUGUGGACUGCAGCAGCAGGAGAGACAGCAGGAGCUGCAGGAGCAGCAGCAGCAGCAGCAGCAGCAGCUCCGGAUGCUGUGCCGUCUGCGGCACUUUGUCCGUCUCAGGCGUCCGCUUUCUGGCUGCCGGCCCAGCGACACUGCCCCUUCACGAGCAGCAGCAGCAGCAGCAGCAGCAGCAGCAGCAGCGGGACGCUGCAGUACCGGACGGCCCGCUCCAUUUUACAGCUGUUGGGGUCUGAGGAGCCCGGGGAAGCCGCAGCAGCAGCAGCAACAAAAGCAGCAGCAGCUGUUUCUCGAGGGCCUCCUUCCUUUUUGUUUGUUUCUGCUUUUGAAGCAGCAGGAGACGCUGUAGCAUCUGCAGCUGCUAGCGCGAAGCUUCUCUAUGGUGCUGCUAUGGCAGCAGAGGCUGCUGCGGCUCCUCAAACCCAGCAGCAGCAGCAGCAGCAGCAGCAGCAGCAGCAGCAGCAGCACGGCGUGGCUGCUCCUCUCGACGCACAGGAAGCAGCACGCGUCAAGUCUGUUGCAGCAGCCUUGCGGGAGUGGGCAGUGCUGCGAGAAGUGGAGGAGGGCAGCAGCAAAGGAGAUUUGAUUGCUGCUGCUUUUUCGCCUUCUCUGGGGGCCCCCAAGGCCCUUUUGCUGCAGCCACAAAGCUGGGCAGUAGCAGCAGCAGCACCGGCCACGCGGGGCGAGUGGGCGCUGCUGCUGCAGCGGGACUUGGGGGUGGCUGUGCUGCUGCUGGCGGCGGUGGGGACAGCAGCAGCAGCGCCGGUGCCUACAGCAGCAGCAGCAGCAGCAGCUGCUGCUGCUGCUACAGAGAAGGCUGCAGAUGGGUUGUUGCUGGCCCCGGGCUUCCCCGGCUUCUGCGCGCAGCUGCUGCAGGCAGCAGACUUGACAGCAGCAGACCUCUGCUUAGUGCUGCAGCACCUGCUGCUGCUGGAGGUGCUGCCUCUUUUGCUGCUGUCAGCCCCGCAGAGCUCCUCCCUUGACCGACUGGCCACGGCGAUGCUGCUGCUGCUGCGGUUCCUCCGGCGAGUGCCGCAGCAGCAAGCCGCUAGCAGCAGCAGCAGCAGCAGCAGCAGCAGCAGCAGCCAGCCGGUGCUGCUCGGGUCCCGCCUUGUGGGGGACAGUGUGUACAGAAGAGAAGUGCUGCUGCAGAUUGGUGCUGCUGACUCCUCUUUGAUUGACGCUGCAGCAGCAGCAAUGGCUGCUGCUGAGCCUCUCAACGAGCUGCUGCGGACUCUGCCGCCUCUGCAGCCCAAGAAGGGGCUGCUGUCGCGCUGCAGCAGCACAACUGUUUCUCCCAUGUCUGCUGCGCCUCCCGGAGACGCGCAGCAGCAGCAACAGCGGACGCACAAGGAGCAGCAGCAGAAGCAGCAGCAGACGCAGCAGCAGAAGCAGCAGCAGCAGCCCGCGGUGGAAACAUGCGAAGACCCACAGCAGGCCACUCCGUGCCAUUUAGACCCCCAAGCACUCAUAGACGAAAACAAAGGGACUUCAGCCAGUGCAAGCCAUCCUACUCAGCAGCAGCAGCAGCAACAGCAGCAGCAACAGCAGGAGCAAAGGCUGUCCCAGCUUGCUGCUGCGGCGUCGCUGGAAGAGCCUGCGGCGAGCAGCUGCUCCCCAGAAGAGCCGCAGCUGAGCCGAACUCAGAAGCAGCAGAAACAGCAGCAGCAGCAGCAGCAGCAGCAGCAGCAGCAGCAGCAGCAAUUUCUUUUGGGAGAAGAGGGGCUGGCGGGGGAAGGCCUCAGCCUGCGGCUGGAGCAUGCGAAGCAAGUGCUGCUGCUGAGCUCUGCCCCGCUGAGUGCAGCAGUUGCUGCUGAUGUUUCUGCUUCAGUCUCGCUGCUGCUGCGCGCAGCCCCAGCGCCCUUCGGGCUGCUGCUUGUGGACUCUCUUGCUGCUUUGCUGCAGUCCAACUGCCCCGAAGAGCCUUCCCUCUUCCACCCUGCUGUUGUGCUGCAGCUGUGUCGCCUCACAGCGCAGGGGCAAAGAGAGCCCGCUGCUGCUGCUGCUGCUGCUGCUGCUGCUGCAGCGGGAGCAGCGGGAGCCGCCGCCGACCCCGCAGCAGCAGCAGCAGCGGCCGCAGCAACGCGGCACAGUCACUCGCUGGCCAGCCCUCCUCUUCCUUGCUGCAGACUUUCCUUUAAUGAGUUUCAAAAGAGAAUACUUUUAGUGAGAAACCUCUUCGCCUGCUGCGUUGCUUCUCUCCAGUGCGAUCCGGCCUCCCUGGUGCUGCCGGCUGUCCGCCGCGCUGUCUGCGCAGCACAAGAGUCCGCAGCGGUGGCGGCAGCGGCAGCCCCAGCAGCAGCAGCAGCAGCAGCAGCAGCAGCAGCAGCAGCAGCAGCAGCAGCAGAAGCGGGAGUUGGCUUCACGGAGGAGCAGAUGCUUUGUGUUGCUCGUCUAAUUGCAUCUACAGGGGGUCUGGGUGCGCUAGGGGAUGAAGAAACAAUUGGGGCUUUGCACUGCUGCAUGCCUUCGCUGAAUGUUGCAGCUUUGCUGCUGCCUCCUCCUUCUUUGUUCUCUGACUUGCAAAAGGAACAGCAGCAGCAGCAGCUGCUGCUGCUGCAGCAGGGCCCCUCGACAGACACAGAACAAAGGGAAAGCGAGGGAGCUGGGGCCCCCGCGGCCUCGGCGACAGGCGACCCGUUUGCUGCGAGUUUUGCUGCUGCUGCUGACAGCAGCAGCAUCGGGCUCGCGCUGGCCUUGCGGCAGCGCGUGGAAACUCUGAGGCGGCGCACUUCGGCUUAUCUUUGCUGCAUUUCAGUUUUGGAAAAAGAAUUGAAGAGAACGAAAGUGCUGACGGACUCUGCCGCGCUGGAUGUGCUGGAGGAGUGGGAGGUGCAGCUCGCAGCCAGCCAGCAGCAGCCAGGAUCUCAAGAAGAACCCACACUAAAUGGCGAAUUAAAAAGCAAAGAAACACCAAAUGCAGAAGUUCUGAGUAAAGAAACUCAAGUUCAAGACACGCAGCACGGCUCUGCGCAGCCGGCGGCCCAGUCGGCUUCCCGGAGCAGCACGAAAGCAGCAGCAGCAAACGACACUGUCUCGCUGCUGCUGCAGCACGUGCCCACGAAGGAGUGGGAGCAGCUCCUCGAACGCUUCAGGCCCCUGGGGGCCUCAAUUCAACUCCUGCUCGUGCUGCGCAUGCGGCAUCAGCUGCAGCAGCAGCAGCAGCAGCAGCAGCAGCGGGACUGCGAGGCGGCCGAUGCAGCGGGUCUCAGCGAGAACCUUGAAGCUGCGCAGAGGCUGCAGGGCCUGCUGCAGCAGCUUGCUGCCGUUCUGCCGUUUGCAGCUUCCUGGGAGCAGCGCCUGGCCACUCCCUCUUCAAUCUUUUCGCCCGAACGGCCUUUGCCAGAGGCCGCGGCGGAGCUGCUGACGACAGCAGAGGCUUCGGCUUACGAGGCCUUCAGCGGCGCCUUCUGGAGGCUCGCUUGCCGGCACGUGCUGUCGCGCCCGCGGGAGGCAGCAGACCCAGCAGCAGCAGCAGCAGCAGCAGCAGGAGCUUCUGCUGCGCGUGCUGCUGUCCUGCGGGACUUGGCGUCGCUGCUGUCCGAGGGCUUUCUGGCGUGGCUGCGCCGAAGACUCUCCGCUGCUGCUUCUCAGGAGGAGCAGCAAAGCAGCAGCCCUGCAGCAGAGCCGCUUGGCGGGGCCGCGGAGAAAGCCCUGGAGAAGCUGCUGCAGCGAGUUGGCUGUGUGCCCCUCAAAAGCCCCUGCGAGACCUUCGCCUUUACGUUUUACGUGCUGCAGCAAAUCACCAGAAGCUUGGCGGCUUCUGAAGACCCGCGCUGCUGCGGCCUUUCGCAAGAGCCGCAGGAAGCUGUGGAAAACAUCGGACUCUUGCGAGUUCUACUGCAGCAAACUUCGGCGCUGCGCAGCAAUCUCGAGAUUCUCGAAGCAGCAGAGAGGAAGGCCAUGGAGGCUCUCGCGGCAGACAGCUUCGAAAGCCUAACUGCCCUUCUGGAGGUGCAGCAAAGGAGCCUCGGGAAGCUGCUGGUCCAGGCCAUGUUUCCCAGUGAAUUUGACGGACUGAUGUGCAAAAGUAUUCCUUACAACUGCAAGAGUGACUCAGUGCCGAAGAUCGGAGAGGAUCGAAGCCCGGAGUUCAUCUUCGCAGUGGUCAAGCAGCUUGCAAAUUCGGACAAGUCCUCCACACCUGCCAGCGUGUCAGUGCGCAUGCGCUGCGCUGCUCUUCUUUUGUGGCGCAGCAGCAGCCCGAAGCAGAAGCAAAGUGCUGCGGGAGGCAGCCAGUCGGGACUCUGGAGCCCCGCGUGGACCAGCACUAUUCUGCAGAUGCCUCGGGAAGCGCGAGCAGCCCCGCCUUCCCAGUCUAACCAGUGGUCUACGGAGGAACGGGAAGCGUGGCACGCAUUAGUCGGUGCUGCUGGCAGCAUCGAGGAGUUCACAAUCCUUCGGCUGCUCGCGGGGCAGCAUGUUGCUGACGAUGCUCACUUACUGUGGAAAGGCCACUCCUCACCUUGCAUCCUGCUCAUGACAGGAGAUCCCAAGCUUCAUCAGGAAGCUGUCCACAGCCUUUUAGAAACACUUGAAAGUGGCGAGGUGUGCAGCGGGCAAGGCCUUUGUAAUGUUUCCGGUCUCCGUGAAUUGCAGCAGCUGCUUUCAGGUGCAGCUGCACCUGGCGGCGGCCCAGAUAUCCCUGACGUGCUCCAGCUCGCCCACGCGUUUGCAAUUGCAAGCCUGCUGCUGCUGACUGGAAAUGCCUGUUCUUUUGCCGCCAGUUCGUAUUUCCCGUUUAUUGUGGAGCUUUUAGAAGAAGAUUUGUGGGAGGAUGACCCUUGUCGCGAAUUCCACGUAAACUGCUUGACAAGCCGUGAACGCUCCGUCUUGGACGAACAUACGUCCGCUCGUUGGCUUAAGCACUUUCAGUGCUUCUUACUUAAGUGGUGGUCUCGAGGUGCAGCGGCUUUUAACGUUACUUUUGAACAUAAAAGCAAUCUCAAAGAUUCUCUAGAAGAGAACGAAGUAUUCAUGCUUCAGGUCAUGGCGUACCUCUCACCGUUCGUGAGAUCCCUAGGGAAACGACUGCAACAAAGUCUCGUACUCCAACUAUGCUUCAAUGGCAAUUUGAACAAAGCGAUGAUUCUCGCCAGAAGAUUCCGUGACACUAUACUGCCGCCAAAGGGAGUUCAAAAGCAAAUAGAAAUUGCACAAUAUCUAUCGUUCAUGGGCACGUGUUUGCCGAGUGGAUCAUCCAAUUCCAAAGCAGGAAAUGGCCCGCCUCUUGAAAUUAUCAACGAAGCCGACGACUUCUUGACCGUCAUGCCAUCAUCUACCACAAGCGGCAUCGACUGCGAUGCAGCAACAGCUUUCUAUGAGCUGCAUUGCACACUUAACCUGACUCCAAUCAAUAUGGAAGCUACGCAACUAAGGUCGGCUAUUGGACACAGGAAUAAACCAUGGCAGUUCUACAUUGCCCAGUGGCUGGCUGCUUAG
Eimeria necatrix is the source of this 12837-nucleotide messenger RNA. RefSeq lists its product as hypothetical. The transcript has 5 exons. Gene Ontology annotation, molecular function: transcription coregulator activity. Gene Ontology annotation, cellular component: nucleus; SWI/SNF complex. Gene Ontology annotation, biological process: regulation of transcription by RNA polymerase II. The coding region runs from base 1 to 12837 and encodes 4278 amino acids. The record is from RefSeq and is a predicted model, not a curated record. NCBI's taxonomy places the organism in Eukaryota, Apicomplexa, Conoidasida, Eucoccidiorida, Eimeriidae.